Molecule: messenger RNA, 2754 nt
Organism: Tachysurus fulvidraco (yellow catfish)
Lineage: Eukaryota; Metazoa; Chordata; Actinopteri; Siluriformes; Bagridae
Product: semaphorin-7A-like
Exons: 13
Coding region: 47-1942 (631 amino acids)
Biological process (GO): positive regulation of cell migration; negative chemotaxis; integrin-mediated signaling pathway
Molecular function (GO): chemorepellent activity; integrin binding; semaphorin receptor binding
Source: RefSeq, a predicted model, not a curated record
GUAUAAAUGUAUCUCAUGGCCCAGAUGGAGCCAGUGUAUACUGAAGAUGGCAUUCAGAGAAGCAAACACUUUGCUUUUAGCAUUAAUUUGGAUGACAGUUUUCAGAGUCUCACUUGGGAGUCAUCACUUUACACCGCGGAUCAAAGUGAACAGAGAAAAUGGAGCUUUUCUUACAAUAAACACAUCAAAUGGACACAUGAUUGGUAAUCUGACGUUGAUCCAGGAUUCCCACAGAGUAAAUAUCUAUGCCGGAGGACCUCAGGGCCUGUUCAUGUUCGAUCCAAGAAUAAAACAUCCAACACUGACGAAGGUGAAAUUGCCCAUAUUGGAACCUGAAUGCAUGAACAGUUCUACUAAUUGUAAAUAUGAAAUCUCCAUGCUGAAAGAGGGGAGGAACGGAAACCCACUGUUCCUGUGUAGAACCACAGAACAUCACACAAACUGCUGUGAUGUGGAACGUUUAGGAAUUUCUAGUUCAGAGCACAAGCAGGUGAACUGCUUCAUCUUGAGGUAUCCAACACAAAUCAACGAGCCGUCUGUUCAUGUUGAUGAUUCUCUAUAUUACACGAUCUCAGAUCUGGGCACAGAUUUUCCCAGCGGCCUCUACAGAGAGACCAGAGAUAAAUACAUCUUUCCCCUUGCAAGAGAAAUCGAGCAGAGGCAUGUAAAAAUCUUAGCAAAUAAAGGGAAUGGAUCACUGGAUGGAAAAGUCUACUCCUUCUACAUAGAGAAAAACCAGAACCAGAACUCAGACCUGCCUCAAUGGAUACCUCGAGUUUCUCAGAUCUGCAUGGCGGAUCUCGGUGGCAGUAAAGCAAUGCUGCAGUUCCGCUGGACAUCCAUGCUGACUGCUCGCCUGUUCUGUGGAGAUGAGAAGAAGCGUCUCUCGUAUACCGAGCUGCUGGACGUUGCUGUACUGGAAGCUACUGAAUGGGAAAACACCAUGAUUUACACCCUCUUCAAAAAUACCUACAACUUGAGAGCCGUGUGCAUUUACAAAAUGUCUGACAUCAUUCGCGUCUUCACGAGCAACACAUUCACAGCAGCAGAGAAGGAGCCUUUUUCUUCACCUCGUCCUGGAGAGUGUGUACAAAACAGUCCUACGUUAUCGUCAAACAUUCUGAAGUUCAUGGAUAGUCUUCCUGAGCUGGAGCAGUGGAUUAAACCUGUACGAGACCCUGUGGUGUUCGAGAACAACUAUCACUACACACACAUCCAGGUGGACACACUUGUGAACAGGAAGUCAGGACAUAGCCAUCAUGUCCUCUUCAUGAGUCUCGACAAUGGCAAUGUACAUAAAAUCCUGGACCAGGAGGACAAGCCCUUUAUCAUCGCCGAGUACAAGCUCUUUAAAUCCAGGACACACAUCAAUAGCAUGCUGCUCGACAGAGUAACUAAAAAGCUCUUUGUGAGCUCCAGCACCGAGGUGGUCCAGAUUGACCUGUCCAACUGCAGCAUUUACGGGAAAGACUGUAAGUCGUGUGUCAUUGCCCGGGACCCGUAUUGCAGCUGGGACUCGGAGGAGUGUUCGGCUGAUGAUAGAUCCUCAAUACAAGAUGUAACCCAUGGAAGCCACACGACAUGUGAUGAUGGUGUCCCCAGAACAGACCGGUUCCGUGGAGAAGGCAAAACGGACGUCCCUGAGAGCGUCCCUCAAUACUCAAAAUAUUACCUUAAAUGUCCAGUGGAAUCCUAUCAUGCCUCAUAUUCAUGGCACCACCAGGACAGUAGGAAGGACUGCGUCUCAACUGAACAUGGCUGCCUUUUGCUGAUCGACAGCAUGAGCGAAAAGGACGAAGGCGAUUAUCAGUGCAUCGCUUCGGAGAACGGCUACCAGAAGACGUUGGUCCAUCAGAAGCUACAGAUGAACGGCGCAUCUGAAACCAGAGCGACUCGAGUAUCUUUAGCGUGCCUUCUGUUCCUGAUCUCUGUGAUCUGCUAGUGCUGUUCCUGUGUUCUGGGAACUGAAAUACAUACAAACAAACACAAAACUCAGAAGACCUUAGUCCUGGAUGAGUAGACUGAACCAGACCAUGCGCUUUACUAACACUGAGAUUCUUCCUGUAUACACCAGUGUUACCACAUCUUCCACUUCUUCGUUGCACUCGAGGUGUGUGACUCGACUCAUGAAGCCCAGAGAAUGACCAAUACUUACGAUUGCUUCAUUACAGUGUCCACAAGUUUCUACAAGAACAGAGAAAAAUACAAUUUUACACCAUCACAAACUGUAAAAUCACAUGUAUAUAGUUUCAACAGUGUUGCAAGUUAUAAUGAACCAUUAAUAGCAUUUGCACUUUGUAGUUUAAUUAGAUUAGUUUUUCUAUUUUUUUAAGACCAUAAAGAAGAAAAAUCAGUCUGUUGCAAAGCGUAUGAAUGUGUCACACAUGAACCUCAUCAGGAUUUAUUUAUGAUUUAAUAUUUUGGAUGGACGGACGGUUUCUGAGAUGUUUGUGAGUCCAGAGCAGAUCUUUAAUAUCUGUUGGUGUGAGAUGUGAUGAGGAGUAGAUGAAGAUGAAGAGGUGCAGCAUGGGAAAUAUCUUCAUGGACAGCAGAUUGCGUAUAUAUAGGAUUAUUAUGCAGUGUAAAUGGAGCGAGGAGGAACUUUCCUCUUACUUGAGUUAAUUCUUCUUCGUACACUCAUUAAAACAACUCAGUGAUCUCUGCUGCCUCCUUCCAAGCUUUAUUUUUAUUUCUGCCUCUGUAUGUGUUAUAUGUUUUCUAGUAAAUAAUAAAACCUGUUUUUUCCAGGUCAAA